AUGUUCUCUUCCGAAUCUUACGAUUUCGGUGUCGUUCGUGAACGUGUUGUCCUUCAUUUGUCUCCUGCAACAUCAACAAGCAGCUUCCUUAAAGGCUAAUAUCUGUGUUUAUCGAGCUCUGACGCAGUGGCAGCAGCGCGGGCACACUUUUGAUACGUCCUAUCACCGUAAACUUUACUUCUUCCGGAAUCUUGCCACUUUUUCCCUUGUACUCCACUGGCAAACCACACGAUUCUGAAUCGAGGUCGACCAUCUCACCUAAACAUAAAGACAACGACGUCUUUUUCCUAGUAAUGAAGACUGAGCACAAACCUUUGGCAGCGUAUAGAAGAAUCUCAUUGAUAUGUCUCUUUUUACUUCUCGCCGCCUUUGUUCUUCUGUUGCUCGUUGGGAUAUCACUUCCAAUCGUGCAUCCGGUAUACAUUAUGCGGGUAUACGCAACGCCCACCGGACCAGCGACCUCGUUGGAUACAGAGUUAAGGUUCGGAGUAUGGGGAGUAUGUGCUUAUAGUCAACUUAACCCUCCUUCUGUACUUCAUGAUACCGGUCUAUGUUAUGGACCCAGACUUGGAUAUCAAAACGUUAUACCCUCUAUAAUCCUUUCCGAAAUUGGAUUAUCCCAAGCUCUGUUAGAUGCAGCACUGAAGGGCUUACUCGCUGUGCUCAUCAUACACAUAAUAGCUGCAGGAUUCUCUCUCGCCGCACUCUUCACAUCGCUCUUUUUGGCCUCGCGCAGCAUGACCAUUCUCUCACUCGUGUUGACUGUCAUAACAGCUAUCCUGAGCUCGGUGGUAUUUGCAGUUGACGCAGUGGUAGCAGAAGUGGCAAAGUCGAAGAUACCUGCCUUAACUUCAGGCGAUCUGACUGUAGGAGUUGGGAAUGCUGUAUGGAUGGUUCUAGGAGCAUUGAUAGCGUCAUGGCUUGGGGUGAUAUUACUUUCUGCCAGGGCGUGCUUUUGCUGUGGUGUUCGAAGACGAUUUUACGAGUUUGAGAGGGACAAAUACUAAACGCACUGGCGUAAACGGUUUACGAAUCCUUUUUGAAUGCAUGACGAUGAUGUUCUUUUACGAACGACUGAUAGGAAGGAAUUUAUACCUCAGCCUUCUCAGAUACCAUUAAUUAUCUACGCUGGAUAUAGACACUUCAGAAUUGAAUUCACAUAAUCAUUACAAUGAAUGGACGAAGUAGCUUCGUAC
Molecule: messenger RNA, 1196 nt
Organism: Lentinula edodes (shiitake mushroom)
Lineage: Eukaryota; Fungi; Basidiomycota; Agaricomycetes; Agaricales; Omphalotaceae
Exons: 3
Coding region: 294-1007 (237 amino acids)
Cellular component (GO): plasma membrane; cell division site; growing cell tip
Source: RefSeq, a predicted model, not a curated record